This is a messenger RNA of Notolabrus celidotus (New Zealand spotty), 5212 nucleotides long. RefSeq names its product centrosomal protein of 164 kDa-like. Bases 193 to 4140 code for a protein of 1315 amino acids. The record is from RefSeq and is a predicted model, not a curated record. Gene Ontology annotation, molecular function: protein binding. The transcript is spliced from 27 exons. NCBI's taxonomy places the organism in Eukaryota, Metazoa, Chordata, Actinopteri, Labriformes, Labridae.
CCAAUCAGGGCCACGUUUCAUCGUCAACAGGAAACGGAGGAAGCGUCCUUGGAGAUGUUGUCAGUUAUACUUUAACUUUCGACUUUCCAUCACCUACACGACCAAUGUUUACGUAUACAGUCUGGCAUCUUGUAGCCAUCACCACUGUGGUUGACUUCUGAUCAGAAACGGAUCAAAAGUGUUGACGUAAUCAUGACUGCAGCUGCCGUCAUAGGAGACCAGCUCAUCCUCGAGGAGGACUAUGAUGAGAACUAUAUGCCCUCUGAACAAGAAAUCCAAGAGUACGCAAGAGAGAUUGGUAUUGAUCCCGACAAUGAGCCAGAGCUGCUGUGGCUAGCCAGGGAAGGCAUUGUUGCCCCUCUGCCACCUGAGUGGAAACCUUGCCAGGAUGUGACGGGGGACAUCUACUAUUUUAACUUCUCCUCGGGUCAGUCAACCUGGGAUCACCCCUGCGAUGAGCAUUACCGGCGCCUGGUGACACAGGAGCGUGAGCGCGAGCAGCUCAACGCCACUACAGGAGGAACUGGGGCGAAAAAGGACAAGGAGAAGAAAAAAAAGAAAGAAAAGAAGGAGAAGAAAGAGAAAAAGAAGAAGGAGUUGCUCAAAACCCCUGGCACUCUGAGUUCAGCCUUAGGCCCUCUCUCCUCCCCGCUCGGCAGUCUGGCUCCUCUUAGAGGUCUGGAUGCCCCUGGUGGAGGCCCACUUUCUGGUUCUGCCCCUGCUCUCCGGCGGUCCCUCAGCAGCUCUGGGGGACUGGAGCCCCUGAAGACAACUCUAGGGGCUCCACGGAGCGCUGGAGCAUCCAGUGUUUUGGGCAGCAGGCAUGAGGAGAGGGUGUCUCUGAGUCUGCCUGGCUUUGAGGAUGAUGAAGACGAUGACAAAAUCUCAGAAACAGAGCCAAGUCCUCGUGGUUCAGACCGGUUACUGAAAAACCUUCAUCUGGACCUGGAUGCCCUUGGAGGAGGCCUACAGUAUGAGGACAGUGAAGCCAGUGGUGGAGCUCCAUUGGAGGAAAGGACAGAACCAGAGCUGCAGGACUUGGCCUUGUCUGGAGACCACAGCCCAGAACCCCCGUCCCAACAGGAGUCUGAGGCGAGGAAGAACAUCGAGGAGGCUUCAUCCUCCAUGGAUGUCAAGCUGUCAGAGAAAAUGGACAUGGAUGAUCUGUCCGGCACCGUCAGUCCACUGGAGAAAGAGGACAAAGAAGAAUUAGCAGAAGAAGAAGAUAAGAAUGAGGAGAGGCCAAAAGCAAAGAAACCAGAGGCUGCCAAGAGGCAUCUGCACAUUGCUGGCAAAGAGGCUCCCUCAGCUCCGAAAGUUGACCGCCUCGUGCUCCACCAGUCCAGCCCUUCACUCUCCCUCUCAAGCUCAUCCCACUCAGGACAAAACGUCGAGCUGCAUCUGAAAGACGAAGACCUCAGCACACCUCUGAGCCUAAAAAGACCUGAAACCUCAAGAGGUCGGCUGGUCCGCACCUCAAACACCCAACGAGAAGACACCGAAUCCCCCUUACAGAGCCAAGACAGCCCGCAGGAGGAAGAGGAGCUUGGCUGGAGAACACGGGAUGACAGAGGAAGGAAAGAGAAGGAGGAAGGGGAAGAGGAGGAGAGGAAAAGGACAGAGUGGGAGAGGAGUCUGAGAGAGAAGAAGGAGGAGGAGGAGAGGGAUAGGAGGAAGGCGGAUCAAGAGGCGGAGGAAGACAGGGAACAAAUGUUGAAGGAGAAGGAGAAAAUAAUGCGUCUCCUGAAGGAAAGGCUGAGGGAAGAGAAGGAGGAUGAGGAGAGGAGGCUGAAAGAAGAGAGCGAGGAAGGAUUGAGGGCUCUGCAGCAGCGUCUCCUGUCUGAGAGAAGAGAGGAGGAGGCCAGGCUGAACAAGGAGUCUGAUAGGAUACUGGAGGAACUCCGAGAGUCUGUCCAGGCAGAGAGGGAGAGACAGCAACAAAAACUCAGGGAGGAGAAUGAAGUCAGGCUGAAGGAGUUACGAAUCAGUCUCGAAGAGGAGCAAGUAUCAGAGCGUGACAGAUUGGAGGCCAAGAAGAGGAAGGACUUGGAUCGUCUGAAAGCAGAGUCAGAGGAGGAACUACAGGCAGAGAAGAAGAGACUCCAAGAAGAGAGGGAGGAGAAACUGAGCUCUCUGAAGCAGGAGGUUAAACUCACAGAGAGUAGGAGGGAGCUCAUGAGUGCACGACCUGAAAGGCAACUGGCAGAGUACCACCGAGAGCUGGCUGAUGUUCUUCAGGAAGUGCGGGAUGAAGAGCAGCGUGUUCACGAGAGGAAGCUGGAGCAGCUGAGGGAGGCCCACAGGAGAGAAAUGAACAACAUCAGGGAGAAACACCUAGAUGAAGAGACUGCACAGAGGGAGCGCUUACUGUCCGCUCUGCAGGAGGACAGAGAGCAUCUCCAGGCUUCACAUGCUGUCCAGCUGGAGAAGCUGCGCUUACAGCUCGACUCACAGAUACAGAAGAAACAGCUGACACACUCCCGCAAGGAGUCAGACCUGAGGGACCUGGCUGAUCAGAUGGAGAUUAGAGCCAAGGAGCUGAAGAGCCAGGAGGCCAUGCUGCAGACAAAGGCUGCAGAACUGAAGAGGAGGAGGAGGAAGCUUGGUGAGGAAGAAGAUGAACUGGACCAACAACUAGAGGCUUUACCCCGGCUGAUCCAGGAGAGAGACCUGCUGAACGAGCAGCUGAAGAGGAUGAGAGAGGAGAAAAAUCAAGCCAGAGAACUCAUGCAGAGAGCAAGGGAGGAGAGAAGUGAGGCCAAGGCGGAGGAGGAGAGGCUGAGGGAGGAGAGGGACAAAGCCAGGGAGGAGAGAAGGAAAGCCCAGGAGGAUAAGGAGCGACUGGAGAGCAGAGUGACGCUGCUACAGGAGAGAUGUGACCGACUCAAUCGCAGAAUCAGUGAAAUGGAACACGGCGAAGGAUUAAGUGCCUCAACCAGACCAGAGCCUGCACAUAACAGCAAGAAGACAGAGAAAACAGGGGCCACAGCGCCCUCUGAUGACAGAAACGACUCAUCACUACAUGCAGAAGACUUGGACGACCCCCCGCUCUCCCCUAUUCCUGACAGCCACAGCAGCAUUGACGAGUUCAGACGCUACAUCUCCUCGCAUGGAGCAUCCAUCCAAAAAACUAAACGCUUCCUUGAGAAAGAGAGCAACCGACUCAUGGAGAGACAGGCAGCUCUGCAGGCAGCUCAGACCAGCUCCUCUGAGGACCCCAACCAGGACGGAGGAGUGACGGAGGAAAUGAUAAGAAACCUCCAGCAGGAGGCCAGAAAAGUGGUGGAGCUGCAGCGGACGGUUCAGAUAGGAAACACUCUGCUGCGGAGGAAGGAGGAGCAUCUCCAGCAGCUCGAGAGCUCUCUAGCUGAAGAGCCUCUGUUUGAGGAUCUGUCUCGGCUGGCAGGAGAGAGAAAGGUGACGUUUGAUGUGACUGAAUCUGACCUCAGCAGCACUGUUGACCCAGCAGAUGGCACAGGACGUCACCUUGCAGACCGAGAUAAGGUCCAGGAGUUAGCGGAGUCCCUGCACCAGAUCUCAGAUCAGCUUAACACGGUCCUUAGUGCGGUGGGUUCACUUACCCAAAGGCAGAGAACCACAUCUUUCAUAUCCUACCCUCCACCUUUUUCACAACCUCACUCCAUUCCAGCACCCACCUCCACCUCUGUCCCUGCCAUGCCCCACAUGCACACUUUGGGUCCCAGCUCUUUAGCUCCGCUCUCCGAGCCGCCCUGGGCCUGGGCUUCCCAAGGCACUCCUCCAGCCGCCCCUCUGUUCAGUGCUCCCAUCAGCAGUGGGCUGAGGGCUUCAGAGGAUCUCAUGAACAGCCGAUGGAGCCAGAUAUUCCCCGGGGCAGCCAUGAACCCCAUCUCCUCCAGCACCAUGAGACCAACCUCUGCUUACUCAUCAUACACUCCUGCCAGUGAACUUGGUCGCAGCCUGCGGUCGGGGCAGAAGUCAGCGGAGGUAGAUGGCCAGAGGCUGCAGGGGCUGAUUGAUGGCAACAAGAAGUGGCUGGAGAUGCGCAAGAAAGACACCAGCAUACCUCUGUUUACUCGCUACCAGCCUCCCUCCACCAAGAGUGGCCUGCUCCAGCUGGGCCUGGACGACAACAACCAGAUCCGAGUCUAUCAUUACUGAGGACAUCACACACGCCUCAGCCCUGCUGCCAUGAGACCGUCCCUGAGGACUUUAGAGCAGUAAUGGCUGUGACAUGGUGACAGGUCAGCGUUGUGAUGUUUACACGCAGGGCUGUGUGAGAGUCCUGAGACCUCUUUCAUUCAGUGCUUUUUAAAACCAAGUUAAUAUGAUAGAAACAACAGGUACUGGUGCUCAGCGAAGAAACCCUCCCAUUACGCCUUGAUGCCAAUAUGUAUGCCAUACUGACAAGUCAUGUUGCCCCUGCUGUCCCCACAACCCAAACAUGACAAGAGAAAGACAGAGUGAGGAGUGAGGAGUGAGGAUGUGUGCUCUACCUCCCCCCAUUUUCAUAUGGGAAGAAAGAAGGGUAAGAAAAGAGAAAAACAGAGGUGAUGAUGUUAGAAAGAGGACAGGGAAGGCAGAUCCAGGGUUAUAGGCUUGUUUUGGAGCUCACCCCUGUCUGGUUAGGCUGUAUGCCCUACCUCUCCUUCCUCCCCCAUUUUCACUAAAGAAGAGAGUAGGGGAAGACAGGGAAAGUGUAGUAAGACAGAGGACAUGGAAGGCAGAGCUGGGACGAGAAGUCUGAUUGGACUGGAGCUCACUCCCCCUGGGUUAGGCUGUACACAUUUUCACAAGAGUGGAGGGGAAGAGGAGAAGGAGAUUAAAAGUCCACCUUCCUACUAUGACUGGAGGAAGAGACGACUGAACGAAGGUAUGGCACUUUGGGCUGAAGACUUUUUAAUGGCCUACAGGAGACUUUUUAAAGCACUUGAACAUCAUGUUUACAGAUCACAGGCUGUACCAGAAUUAGGCCAAACUGUUUACUUUGAUGCCAGAUGGGAAGAUGUGGCUUCCUUUAAGGUUUAAUAAGUAAAGACAAUCAGAGAGAAGUUUUUAAAGACAUAUCUUCUGUAACUAAUCUGUUCCUUUUACUUGAAAUAUCUCAGCUGUGGACCCUGCAUGCUGCUGUAGGCAGGAUGUAACACUAAAGAGUGCUUUAUGGCUGCACAGAGGUCAAGCUUUAGUUCAUGGCAGGUUACAUUUGUAUUAAAGCCAGUGGUUUUGUGAGUGA